UUGAACUCAAACAAAUUGGCCAUUUUGUUUAUGAUUGGAAGAUAAAAGGUCCGCUGCAGAUUUUAUUUUAGUGCAAACGUUAGACUAAUUUAUUAUAAUUAUUGAGCUAAUUCAAGGUGUCAACUCAGUAAUCGAAUCCAUCGAGAUGGAACGCCCCGAAAGGCCCUCACGGCCUGAGAAGCCUAAUAGAGAUCAUCUAAGGAACUCUAUUAGAAUAAGGAGAAGAAUUACGUCCAUUCUCUAUGGAAUGGGAUCGCAGGACUCUUCUGAUUCAGAAACAGAAGACUUGAGUGUGAACCGACGCUUGACGUCGGGUCGGAGACACGACUCGGGGGCACCAGCAGACACCGCCAUGAUGCGUCACCACUCGUCACCCCCUGCACUCGGCCUCUCCUCACCUCCCUCCCGCAACUUCCACGACGCCAUCCGCUCAGAGCCAAACAACCACGGUGUCAUGUAUGCGAUGCGUGAGUACAUAGGCCUACAUCACAAAUCUUCCUAUGGGUUUUCUUUUAUAUUACGUCCUAAGAACUUCAGCUACGGAGUAUAAGACUAGUCUGGUCAA
Messenger RNA from Nilaparvata lugens (brown planthopper), 565 nucleotides. RefSeq lists its product as uncharacterized. The transcript is spliced from 3 exons. Bases 146 to 550 code for a protein of 134 amino acids. Lineage: Eukaryota; Metazoa; Arthropoda; Insecta; Hemiptera; Delphacidae. The record is from RefSeq and is a predicted model, not a curated record.